This is a messenger RNA of Momordica charantia (bitter melon), 545 nucleotides long. NCBI's taxonomy places the organism in Eukaryota, Viridiplantae, Streptophyta, Magnoliopsida, Cucurbitales, Cucurbitaceae. The record is from RefSeq and is a predicted model, not a curated record.
GCUGACGUGUAUAGCUUUGGCAUCUUGAUGUUUGAGGUUGCUAUGGGCCGGAGGCCCAAUUUGCCGAUGGUAUUGGACGGUAGAGAAGUGGGCCUAAUAGAAUGGGCUAGGAAUUUGGUGGCCCAAAAUAGGCAUAUGGAAAUGGUUGAUGCAAGCAUUUCGAGGGAGGAACUGAUGGAAGCCAAUGUUAAGGAAUAUUUUAGGAUUGCUUGUUUGUGUACAAGUGAGAAGUCAAAGGAAAGGCCUCCAAUGUACGAUGUUGUUGAGUUGUUGGAUCGACUUUGCGGCGAGAAAAUGCGUAGUGACAACGAGUAUCAAAAUAAGCUCGACGAGUAAUUUUCGUGAGGACGAUGACUACGACGACAUUCAUGUGGAUGAGAUGAACAACAUUUCACUUUUAAAGGAGUGUAAAUAGUCUUUUGAGCCAAUUAUUCAAAUACGUCAAAUGUAGAGUAAUGUUGCUGAGGUUUUUCUUUUCUUUUCUUAUAAAGGUAAGUAAUAUAAAGGGAAACCGAAUAUUGAAUGAAAAUUUUUAAUUGAUUGAA